AUGGGGGAAAAAUCUUUUAGUUUGGGACCUAUCAUGCUGCACCAUUUGGACCAUUUGGGGGAGGAUGAUUUUGAUGUUGAGGAAAUGUUUACGAAAACCAGCAGCCCAGAAGGGGCUAUCUCGUAUGUGACUGCUCUUAAGGAAGAUGCAAAUGCCCUGUUCAAAUUGAGAGAUUUUAAUACUGCCUUUGUGUUGUAUAAUAAAAGUAUCAAAUGUUUAUGUGUUGUUAUGUGUGCCAUUAGUGAUGAUACUCAGUUGUGUGAGGUUAGCCUCGAGUUGAAGGAUCUAGCUUUUAGUCUGCAUUUGAAUAUUGCAGCUAGUGCAAUUAAGCUCAACAAGUUUAAUGAUGCAAUCACUUCUUGCUCUCUGAUUUUGGAGUCAAAUAAGAGAAAUGUGAAGGCUCUAUUUAGAAGAGGAGUAGCAUUAUAG
Chenopodium quinoa (quinoa) is the source of this 429-nucleotide messenger RNA. Its product is annotated as peptidyl-prolyl cis-trans isomerase FKBP42-like. NCBI's taxonomy places the organism in Eukaryota, Viridiplantae, Streptophyta, Magnoliopsida, Caryophyllales, Amaranthaceae. Gene Ontology annotation, molecular function: protein binding. Bases 1 to 429 code for a protein of 142 amino acids. The transcript has a single exon. The record is from RefSeq and is a predicted model, not a curated record.